Molecule: messenger RNA, 2445 nt
Organism: Ctenopharyngodon idella (grass carp)
Lineage: Eukaryota; Metazoa; Chordata; Actinopteri; Cypriniformes; Xenocyprididae
Exons: 5
Coding region: 98-538 (146 amino acids)
Cellular component (GO): extracellular exosome
Source: RefSeq, a predicted model, not a curated record
GAACACCUGUAGGACUCCAGUUACAGAGGAACAAGGAAAUGGAAUAUGAGCAAAUGCUUAACACUAGGCAAACUGUUCGCUGACUACGAUCUCUGCCAUGGGGAGUACUAUAACCAAAACAGUGGAGAGAUGGGGAAUAAAUCCAAGAAAACUUUCACAAAAACGGGCAAAAGGAAAAGGUCCACCUGUAGUUCCUCCCAAUCAGCAGGCCCGUGUUGAUGUUCAUGUGCAUGACUGUGUGACAGCUGAACCACAGUAUGCCCAGGUGAAUAAAAAACGAAAGCAGAAUGAGGAUGGUUUACACUACGCAGACAUUCAAGUCCUACAGUCUGAAAAUGCGACCAGCAGGGGAAUACUGAGUCAGACUCCAAACCACCACAACACAGAGUAUGCAACUUUAGACUUUACAACUACUGCAAAUACACAGACCUCAGCUGAACCUGCAGAUAUAUUCAUCCCACCUGGAGAACUACAGAGACCCAAUAUGAGGUUUUCCCAUAAGAAAAAUGUCCACUCAAAGCGAGCAUUUAAGGCGUGAAAAACAAAAACAAAACAAAAAAACAGAACAAACAUUUCCUCUUCUUUUUUUUGUACAUUUUAUCCUGUUGUUUUACUAUUGUGCCACUGAGCAAGGCAUUUAAUUGUGCAAUUCAUAUUCUAUACGUCAUGAUGUAUAAAAAGCUGUAAUUUCAAAAGCAAGUGGUUAUUUGUUUAAAAUGUGUAGCCUAUAUUAUCAUUUCUACAAAUCAAAAUGUAUUUCUAACAUUUGUUAUACAUUUACUGCAAACUGGUUUAUUAAUAGACAGUUUUAUUUCAUUAUUAAUAGUGUCUGACUGGUUUACCAUAGUUUUUUGGCUAAAGUCUCCUCCAUACAGUUUAUUCUGACUGACCUGUCUGGAAGGGGUUGUAUGAUGUAAUUGUUUUGUUCCAGAUAAAGUUCGAUUAAUUUCAUACUUCUGACCUCAAAGCAUUGUAAUCAAUCAUACGUCAUGGUCAAAUGAAAACAAAAUAAGACAGUUUCAGUCAUAGAUAGCCUAGAUGCCUCAUUAUUGGCUGUUUCUAUGGGCCGCUAUAUGUAAGCCGUCCGCCAUAUUGGAACAGUCAAAGCCGGUCCGUGAACACUCGAGAGCAAGUUAACAAUGCAUCUGCAAUCUGCAAUAUCUAUAUCUGCUAAAGACUUAAGCAAACUAACACAAACACAUCAGCUAACAUGACACUAAAAAGUUACCAUAGUUUAAAACCCUGUAAUAUUUAGUUAAUACAUAUAAAAACACAAACCAACACGUUCUCACCUGUGAAAGGUUAUCCCAUUUCUUUGGGAAUUUAAAUCUCAGUAGUUUUUACAUCCAGAAGCUGCUCAAUAUUGUAGCAUCAUUGAUUCUUACUGUGAGUGACAACAUGUUGACCGUUCCAAGAUGGCGGGUGCGCUGCCAUGUCGUGGUCGAAUGUGGCAUCUACGAAUACAUAUCUAUGGUUUCAGUAAGAUGUUGCCAUGUUUAUCAGUCUAUUCCAACUUUGAAGUUUAAAAGUACAACCUUCAGUGCAGUUCCAGUGGUUAUUUUCAAGUAGGGGGUGGAAAUUUUGAUUUCUAAGUCAUCUAAAACACAGCAUAACAGUGUCUACCAGCAGGGACUAUAAUUGGAUCAUGCUUAUGAAUGACAUUCCAAGUUCUUUGUACACAUUACAUCUCAGCAAGAGAUAUAUUCCCCAUGGAAUAUGAACAUUCCAGGCCUUCAAUAAGGCUAUAACGUAUUAUAUAGCAUUUAACUCACUCGAAUGGCAUGAGCUGCUCAGACUGUACUUCCAAAACCUUGAAGAAAAUCAAAACCAUGGGUAGCCACUGUUAUAUGGUUGUUUUAUGGUGUGACCAGAGCCGUUAAAUAUGAGAGUUGCGACACUCUUUGAUCUCGCCGCCACGCUGUCACGUGGUUCAUGUAGCUCUCAAUAGUUCCAAACAAAUCCGCGCUGUCAACCAGUUUGAAUGGUUUUAAGCGGGACAGACAGCAGCAACUAUAUUUGCAGCAAUUAUCGGAAUUGGCCAGCCACUUCUGACCAGACUUCUCCAGACGGUAGAUGGAUGUACCAGGGUCCCCCAGUUUUCAAGGUUUGCAAGGCAAGUAAGCAUGUUGUGUCUUUCAUCUGCUGCAGUAAGUUUCUUUGGCUGACACUGCUGACCAGUCCUCAAUUUCUUUGUGCUUCUUCAACAGAGCUUUGGCAGCACAUCUGAAGCAGCACAUCUGCCUUGUGUCUUAUUGCUGCGUCUUGCUGUGGUAUAUGUUUUUUCACAGUAAACUGUCUUCAGCAACCUUGUUAGCUGAGUUUGGCUGUUUCUCACCCAGUUGUGUUAACAUUACUGCAUAUAUUGUUUGUAUUGAAAAUUGUAUUUUGAUGCUUUGGAAACAUUGUUCUUAUAACUUUCAUGCCAAUAAAGCCCCUUGAAUUGAA